CUCUUCCUGUCCUUCCCUCCUCACCAACUUUUCUCUUUCUUUUUCCUGCCUCAACUUCUCCGCCGCCCUUCCCUUCUCAAUGACCUGCUGAACCAGCACACGCCGGCCUGUCUGUCAAACCAAUGGAACAGGUGCUCCAGUUACAGCCUCACCUCCCCCACUUUUCCUCCUCGGCUGCCCAAAGCCGCCGUGCCCACGUGUAACCAGCACGCCAACACUCCCCUACACACUUGCUCAGCCAGCCAGCAGGUGUCAGGGAGGGUGACUGGCUUGGAGAGAUGGGAGGGGGGUGCACGAGCAGUUCACAUGGAGGGGGGAGGGGGGAGGUUUGACAGUUCCUCACAGUUGGCACCAAAGAUCCAGGAUGCUUUGGGGCGGACGGGGAGAGGGGCAGAGGGGCCAAGGCAGAGAGCCAAGAGACAGAAGGAGAGGGGCCCAUUCCUCCUGGUAGGGCGACGCCAGGAAUUUCCUCUUUCUCUCUGCUCUACUUCCUCACGCCGCCGCGACCUCCUCUCCACCAUGACUCUGCUGGCCUCUGAGAGGUCUCUCCUCAUCCGGAACAAGUUCCGCUCAGUGCUUCAGUUAAGGAUCCAGAACCGAAGGCUGAGUGAAAUCAAUGCAGACUCAGGGCUGAAAGCUACCUGUCCCUCUCAAAAGACUGAGAAAGACCAAGGUGAAGAUCAGCGUCUGACUGACAGCGGUGCCUCUAAGAAGUUGCCCCCUGGUGGUCUGAACGCAGAACCUGCACAAGAGAGGAGUGUGUGUGGAGCCCAGAGGCAGAAGAAGGCUCGCCAUGCGCAGGACCUCGCUGAGAGGAUCCAGCGUCCACCUGCAUCUGUGGAGCAUCAGCACGAACAUGCGCUGCCCCACGAGAGCCGUGUCGCCCCUUUCCCUGCUGAUGUCUUCGAAGAUGACAUCUCCUCCCCCUCCUCCUCAACCACCGAGCAACAUGGCGCUCACCAGACACCAGCCAUUUCCUCUCUGACAGGACUCCCCGGCGACCAGUCACUGAGUGACUGCGUAGCUGUGGGUCCGACACUUAAUUGUAGUCCCAGCCAUGCGCAGUCUGGGUUAACGUUGCUCCCGGCAACUGCUGGCAUAAGACAGCCUAUAAGUGUAACGCUGGGCGAGUCAAACUCCAUGGCAACAACUGGGAGACCAAAUGGGAUGAUUCUGACUUCUCAGACCACUCCCCUACUGCCAAAGACAGCUCGGCCUCCCAGCCCCACCUGCUCCUCAUCUCUACAUCCUUCCUUACACUUUAAUCUGCCUCGCCCACGGAAACCGCGGGACACCAAACCCAAAAUGAGGAAACUCAAGUAUCACCAGUACAUUCCUCCAGACCAAAGGGGAGGGUCUGGGUCCGGAGUUGGAGGAGCCAAACAGAAGAGCCCUUCCCAGACUCUGGACCCAGCCUAUUCUCAUCUGCUGAAGCAGCAGCAGGUUUUCCUCCAGCUUCAAAUCCUGCAAAAUCAACAACAACAGCAGCAGCAACAGCAACUACAAACAUCGCCGCAGCUCACUGUGUUACCCAGUGGAGAUCACAACGAUCUCGUAAAGUCUUCUGGAGCCAUGCCACUGAAUCCCCAGCCUGUUCCCGCCACAACAAACCACACUCCCGCUGACACAAGCCCUGCAUCAAAGCCCGAGAUUCUGCCUGCAAACCUUGUUGAUUUGACAGUGUCGGAAUUGAGGCAGCAGCUGCGUAAACGUGGCCUCCCCGUCUCUGGCACCAAGCCUGCCUUAUUGCAGCGCCUUCGUCCCUUCCAGCUCCCCCAUGCGUGCCUCACCCCUACCGCCCAGCUGGGAACAAGCGUGGAGCCCCUCACUCCCAAUCCCCAGCUGCCGCCCAGCCAGAGCCCUGGCUCAAGUCCCAGCUCUGGACCGGACUCGCCCAGCAGCAGCAGCCCCAACCAACAGCUGUACAUCCAAAAUGAGGGAACUCCUAAUGGGAUUCUCAGUGACACUCCAAACAGAGUUCCAACUGGAACUCUGAACGCCGUCUCUAAUGGAUUUACAAAUGCUGCGUCAGUCAGUCUGGCAGGUGAACAGUGUGCUCUCACCAGCACAGCCUUCUUGGCUCCUGCCAGCACGGCCUCAGGAACCCCAAGUCCAAGUCUUCCCAUGUCGUCCUCCUCACCCUUGCAGUGUGAGACUCCCUGGAGAAGUGAGAGUGAGCAGCAGCAGCAACAGCAGCGCGAGCUGAGUGUGGAGCUUGAGAUGAGGGAGAGGAUAAGGAGCAGGCCAAGGGAACGCUCCAUGCACACAGGCAAAGAGUCCUGUGAGGGACCCCUUCAUCCGUUCCUGCAACAGGAUCCAGGAUGCUCCAGAGGGAAACCAGAGAAAAACGCACAAACGGAGGUGCUGUUUACUCAGGUGUUUAGCUGCCAGCCGUGUGAUGUGAUUUGCCAUGACUUUGAGCUGCCAGUGCAGAUUACUGCAAGUCCUGUUCAAACCUUACCUUGCGUUCGCAGCUUAGAGGAGGAACUACAGGAAGCUAUCCAGAGAGCACAGAUGGACCCUCGACAGUCGAUUGACGACAUUCUAGAUGAGCCUAUUACUUGUGAUGGCUCUGUUAACGUCUUUGAUCAUAAAUCCUCUGCCCACUCAUCCCUCGAUCCUUCUCAUUCCCCUAAAACUGAACAAUCCCAACCUUUCCAGCAGCACAACAAGGAUGACAACUUCCUGCCCUCACCUCUUUGCUCUUCCCUUUUGCUGGAGCUUCCUCCAUCUCCGGCUCUUAUAAACCCAAGCCAGGUUGUCCCUGUUCUGCCCCCGCCCCCCAUUUGUACCUCGCCGCUGCCAUCCACUGGGAAGUCACGGAAACGACGUGCUCCAACACCGUUCGAUGCCGCUGAUUGGCUUGAAACCCUAUCGUCCGGCCUCCGCCCUCUUACCCCUCCAAAAGCCCCCUUUGUCGAACCAGAUUUCAGCCUGGAUUCAGAUCUGAAUGUGAAUCGAGUGCUGGAUCUGUUAAUUGAGAAGUGGUGAGGGCUUGGGAGAGGUCUGUUCAUUCAUGUUUGUAGCCCUUUUGUAUGUACAGUAGCUGAGCAAUGUUUUUUUUUUUUUGGGAUGGUCAGGAAUUGGACAAGCUGUGUACAUUUGGCUGAGGGCACAUGGCUGUGAACGAAGGCCUCCACCUUCCCUCACUGAUAGGCUGUCAGUCACUGGCUCCACGCAAUGUCGAGAGCUGGGUUUAAUGCAGCCAUAAGGCCACACACAGUUUUAUGGGACAAUGAGAGCACAAACACAUACACAAGCAUGUGUCCUUUGUAUACAUAGACACUGCAGAGGGCUGUUUAAAAGCGCUUCUAUUCGCCCAGAAUUGCAAACAAGCAGCACAUCUAUGGGUUGACACACUCCCCAGUGUAAUGUUUGCAGUGGAAAACAAAAGAAAAGCUGGUGGCAUAUUAAGUUAAACAUGCUUCCUGGCUGCGCUGGGAGAAUGUUGUUUUCUGACUUAUCUCCAAAACCUGUUGUCGGAUUGGGCUGAAUGUAGCCUCUGAUAUUGACUCAGUCAUUGAGCUCCAGCCAUUCAUAAAGCCCAUUCAGAGUGUGUAAAAGCCACAGAGAGUACACAGCUUGUGUGUGGCUCUAGACUUUAACCCCAGUGCCAGACAUACAGUCGGCAUGCAGCGGGAGAAAGCUCACAGAUGCCACAAACAACCAGUGUGCAUGUGUUUGUGUGAAUGUGCUCAUGUAUGUGUGCUUUCAGUAUAUCUGAUGUGUGACUGGGCUUAUGAGUCUGCUUUUAUCUGUAUGAGUCAAAGUACAAAUGCUUCCAUGUAUUUUUAUCAGUAUCAUUACCAAAUGCACUUGUAAUUAUUUACUUGCCUACAAUUAACGGUCCCUAUUUGUGAGUGUUAUGGUUGACGAGAGCUUACUUAUGAUAAAAUGACUUUGGAUUUCUGAGUCCAGAUUCCGUGGCGGAUCCUGCUGUCAUUUCACCGCCACCAGGCAGCAACUCUGGUGAACAAGUGUAAUAAUGAAAACAACUACAUCUCCUUGCUCAAGUCACCAUUUUCCAGGAGAGCAAUCAGGCGACUGCAACCAGAAAUAGUUACUACGCAAAUGCACCAAUCAGCUGAGUGAGAGUUUCCUCAUCACUUAGCAUAAACAGGUGGUCAUUUUGUUCCCUGAUUAACCCCCCAGCAGUGACUUGCCUGUGCUGUGUGGCUUACCCUGCUUCUGCAGAAGCCAGCUUCAAAGCAAUGUACAUAUAUAUAUCUAUAUAUAUAUAUAUAUGUAUUUAUGUUGAACUUAAAUUUCUUUAAGCGUUUCCCAUGAUGUGAUUGUGUAAAGUCCACAAAAAUCUAAGAUCUUACAUUUUCCUGCUUACACUAAUGUCGAGCUGUUUCUGUACAGAUGUUCAGUGUUUCAGAAUGUCUGUUUUCCUCUUCUGAGUAUAAGCCAGCAACAAGGGGUGAAACACACAGCACAACACGACAGCUUUAAGAAGAAGGAAUUCUUGUUUAGCUUUCAUGACAGAGACCACAAAAAAUAUGCAGGUUAAAGUGGACGGAUGGCUACGAUAAUCAUAGCCAUCAAUAAACACUGCUUGCUUUGUUUAAAAAAAAAAGAUUGGCAGGAGAGUAAGAUGCUACCUCCUGUGACUUCCACUGCUUCAGGGCUGAUACUUCCGUUUCCCUGGUUCCUUAUUUAAUUUCCAAAUACUGGAGCAGAGUUUCCUGCAACACCCCUGUGACAGUUUAACUGGUUGGACACUUUUGUUUUAAACUGAGUGUGAAAUGAGAACUUCAGUCACUGGAGUGUUUAAGGUAACUGUGAUUCAGUUGGCCACUUGCUGCUAUGAAUGCCUCAUGAAGAAAAAUGACACAAAAUAAAAUUUGUGUGCUUUAUUUAUUAUGUAACUCGUUCCUGCAAAAGACACAAUUUUUGUCCAAAAUGUAUCGAAAAGCAAUAAGAAAAUUAAAGUCUUAAUAGAUUUUCAGUAUGCUUGCACUGUCUUUUUAUCUGUUAUGUGAGCAAACAGCUCACUGCUCACAAUGAUGUGGGAUGCUGAGAGGUUUAACAAUUGAACAAAAAAGAAACUACUGAUGACUUAUUUAUCCAAUCUGUCCCAAGUUAUGUCUUAUCAAAUAUGGAUGACCACAAAAUUACUUAAAUAUUAAAAUAUCCAUAAUACAGCAUAAACAAAUUCAAGACUCAAUGGUUUGUAUUCAUGAUGACAAAACCUUAAAAUAAACAGGAGCACUCUUUUGGCUAUGAAAGAAAAGAUGGAUAAAAAUGUGGAUAAAAGCCUUGAGUGUGUAAUCUGCCUGAAAACAAAGAAUCAAUUUAAAAUGUAGCAAGACAAAAUACCUGAGCUACCGGUAAGGAAAAUGCUGUAUUUCGGAAAGGAGUUGGUUUAUGUCUAUAGCUAUUGUGAGAACAUCAGUUAUGACCAUUAAAAAAAGGAUGAAUAUACCUGCAUAUGCCAUAUUUUUUAAAGUCCCAAAGUCAAAUAUUUUUGCAUGAUAAUAAUAUUAGUUGAGCACCUGAGCAUGCAAACUGAAUUGAUUUAAAAUCAUGAGAUAUCUGUAUGUAUUUAGCAGUAAAUAUAGAGUUUUAGUACAUCUCCAAAAUUGUAGCUUGGUGGUACAAAAAAGAAACACAUAAUCUAAAUACAAUGGAUGCAAUAUUUUCCAUACCAA
Molecule: messenger RNA, 5654 nt
Organism: Menidia menidia (Atlantic silverside)
Lineage: Eukaryota; Metazoa; Chordata; Actinopteri; Atheriniformes; Atherinopsidae
Source: the annotation of a GenBank genome assembly